AUGGAUUGGCUGAACCAUUUGAAGAAGCCGCAGCUUUAUGCGGUGCUGGCGCAGGCGUUGCUGGGAGCGAGCACGGGGCAUGUGACUGUAGCGAGGGUGCCUAGAGACGGGUGGUUUUGUCGGGAGCAUGGCGCGUGGCAUGCGGCCGGGGAGGAUUGCGAGGGAAGGGAGGGGUCUGGAGGUGUUUCGGGUGGUGGAGGGGAUGGUUCGGGGAGUGGUGAGGGAUUGAGAGGUGUGGGGAGGGAAGGGAGAGAGGGGAGUGUUGGGAGGGAUGGAUUGGGUCCUCGGGCGGGAGAUGGGAUGGGGAAUGGUGGGGUUGGGAUUGAGAGUGGUGGGGAGGACAGGCGAAACGGUCAACUUUCCAGGUUAAGCGGGCAACAGGGAGAAGAUUCUUCAGGUGAAACUCAGGUGAAUGGUCAGGUGGACACGCAGCAGCCGCUGCUGCAGCAGCAGCAGGUGACAGGGAGAGACACAUGGCAUGAGCUGGAUGAGUCUGAAGUAUGGCCACCUCAGCUGGAGAGCCACGUCAUCUGGGCGUCUGCCGGCGUGGCUGCUGCUCCGCUUGCCAGAGCACGGGCUGCGGGUGUUGCAGGGAUGGAGGAUCGGGCAGCGGCAGCGGGUGGGGCUGCGGCAGCAGCAGGGGCAGGGGCAGCAGCAGGGGCAGCGGCAGGGGCAGGGGAAGGGGGAGGCGGGGUGGGGGGGGAAGGGGAAGGUGAAGGGGCAGGGGCAGCGGGGGAAGGAGGCGGAGGGGGUGGGUUGAACUCAGAGCGGGCUGGAAGGAGGCAGCGGAUGGGGGGGUGGUGGGGCAGGGGAGUGCGGGGGACUGGAACAGGGCCCGGAGGUGUGGGGACCGGUGGUGCUGGUGCGGGUGUAGGGGAUGCAGGAGCGGGAAUGGGGGCAACAGAGCAGCAGCAGUUCCAGCAGCAGCAGCAGCAGCAGCAGCAGUACCAGCAGCAGCAGCAGGAGCAGGGGGGGCAGCGAGGGGGUGCCAGUGGGGGAGGGGAGGAGUGCGUAGAGGCGCGAAUGAACAUGGGAGCGCUGAGCCUGGCGUUUCAGAAGCACCUGGCGCUGCUGGUGCGAGCUGAGAGGAACCGCAGCAGCGAGGCUUUGAGGCUGCUCGUGUGCUCUGAGGCUGUUCCUUCCAUCCUCAGCUGGCUCACCAGCGCUGAAAGCACGAGGGAGGAUCAGAUGUUGCUGCGGCAGCUGCUGAUGGCAGUGCGAGUGGCGGCAAGUGAGGAGGCUGGAGGGCUGGACUGGUGGAGUGGCGUCAAGUGCUUCUACUCCAAACGAGUCACCUUCAAACGGGACAAAGCAGCCCCUGUAGCAUCGGCUCCCACACCCACCCCCGCACCUACCACCAUUGAACUCGCCCCGGUUACCACCUAG
This is a messenger RNA of Closterium sp. Yama58-4, 1386 nucleotides long. NCBI's taxonomy places the organism in Eukaryota, Viridiplantae, Streptophyta, Zygnematophyceae, Desmidiales, Closteriaceae. The record is from the annotation of a GenBank genome assembly.